This is a messenger RNA of Pocillopora verrucosa, 2385 nucleotides long. The record is from RefSeq and is a predicted model, not a curated record. Lineage: Eukaryota; Metazoa; Cnidaria; Anthozoa; Scleractinia; Pocilloporidae.
AUGGCGGAGAGUAAACGUCCGACAACAGGCGAAGAACUGGAUUUGAACAAUGAGAUUCGGGUCACAGUGACAAACGAAAGUCAAGUGACGUCAAAUGACACCAAACUGGAGGAAUACGAUGAUCCAUUAAGAGACAUAGCAAGAGUAUGUCUCGAGGAAGGUAACAAAGAAUACAGACAGGGAGAACCUCAAAACGCGAUAAACUCCUACUCGGAAGGUCUUCAAGUGAACUGCGAAGAUAAACGGCUGAACGCCAAGCUUUAUAGCAACAGAGCAGCAGCUCAUUUCCAUUUAGGAAACUACGAAGAAUGUCUCAAUGAUGCAACAGUUUCUGUUCAGUUGGAACCCAAUUUAAUCAAAGCUAUUAAGAAAGCCGCCAGUGCUUGCGUGGAGCUUUGCUUGUUCAAAGAAGCAAGGAGCUGGUUGCAUAUGGGAUUGGCCAUUGACAAGAAUAACAAACCUCUGCUCCACUUACUGAGCAAAUCUCAAAUAUUAAUAGAGAGCCACGAGCGUGUUAGUUAUGCCAAUCUCGGCUGCGCUUAUCGUGGUCUAGGACAGUUCAAAACAGCAAUCGAUUACCAUCAACGUCAUCUAGAAAUUGCUAAAGAAGUGGGAGACAAGGCCGGAGAGGGAAACAGUUAUGCCAAUCUCGGCUGCGCUUAUGGUGGUCUAGGACAGUUCAAAACAGCAAUCGAUUACCAUCAACGUCAUCUAGAAAUUGCUAAAGAAGUGGGAGACAAGGCCGGAGAGGGAAAGAGUUAUGGCAAUCUCGGCUGCGCUUAUGGUGGUCUAGGACAGUUCAAAACAGCAAUCGAUUACCUUCAACGUCAUCUAGAAAUUGCUAAAGAAGUGGGAGACAAGGCCGGAGAGGGAAACAGUUAUGCCAAUCUCGGCUGCGCUUAUGAUAGUCUAGGACAGUUCAAAACAGCAAUCGAUUACCAUCAACGUCAUCUAGAAAUUACUAAAGAAGUGGGAGACAAGGCCGGAGAGGGGAAGAGUUAUGGCAAUCUCGGCUGCGCUUAUGAUAGUCUAGGAAAGUUCAAAACAGCAAUCGAUUACCAUCAACGUGAUCUAGAAAUUGCUAAAGAAGUGGGAGACAAGGCCGGAGAGGGAAACAGUUAUGCCAAUCUCGGCUGCGCUUAUGUUGGUCUAGGACAGUUCAAAACAGCAAUCGAUUACCAUCAACGUCAUCUAGAAAUUGCUAAAGAAGUGGGAGACAAGGCCGGAGAGGGAAAGAGUUAUGGCAAUCUCGGCUGCGCUUAUGGUGGUCUAGGACAGUUCAAAACAGCAAUCGAUUACCUUCAACGUCAUCUAGAAAUUGCUAAAGAAGUGGGAGACAAGGCCGGAGAGGGAAAGAGUUAUGGCAAUCUCGGCUGCGCUUAUGGUGGUCUAGGACAGUUCAAAACAGCAAUCGAUUACCAUCAACGUCAUCUAGAAAUUGCUAAAGAAGUGGGAGACAAGGCCGGAGAGGGAAAGAGUUAUGGCAAUCUCGGCUGCACAGCAAUCGAUUACCAUCAACGUCAUCUAGAAAUUGCUAAAGAAGUGGGAGACAAGGCCGGAGAGGGAAAGAGUUAUGGCAAUCUCGGCUGCGCUUAUGGUGGUCUAGGACAGUUCAAAACAGCAAUCGAUUACCAUCAACGUCAUCUGGAAAUUGCUAAAGAAGUGGGGGACAAGGCCGGAGAGGCAUCCUCGCUCUAUUCUCUUGGAAGAAGUUUUGAGUGCCUAGGAAAUCUCAAGAGGGCCUUUGACUGCUUUCACUCUUGUGUAGAGGGGUUUGAUAGUAUCAGGGCCGGUCUGCAAUUGAACGAUCAGUGGAAGAUUUCUUAUCGUAAUCGGCAUAAAAAUGCAUACACAGGCGUGUGGCGUAUAAACCUAAUUCAAAAUGACGCUCUCAAAGCUCUUCUUGCCGCAGAAAAAGGACGUGCACAAGCUCUAAAAGAUCUGCUAGACACAAAAUAUCACCCCCGAGAUUCUUCAAGGAACAGCGGCUCGUUCCCUACCCUGAGUUUUGUUCCAUUAGGUACAGUUUUCAUGGCUAUCAGUGGACCGUGCGUUUACUACUGGGUUUUCCUUAGCGACGAUAAUGUCCAGUUGAGAAAGGUACAUGUCAACAAUUAUAAGUAUCAGGAGGAAUUGGAAUUUUUCAUCCAGCAACUGAACAAAACUGCCUUGAAGGAGAUCGAUGCAAGAGAUGCUGUUAAAUGCGAAAAUCCUUCCCAUGACUCGCCGAAAGCGGCGGAAAUGGCAAACAAUAUGAUUCAAAUUGAUGUAAGGUACUCACAAUCAAGUGCUCUACAGAAGCUUUAUGACAUCAUCGUUACUCCUAUUGCUGAUCUGAUCGAAGGCAACGAGCUUACAGUUGUUCCUGAGGGACCAUUUUGUCUU